AUGGCAACGACGGAGGAGAGUGUGUUGGAGUGGGUGGUGGAAGGCGAGGAGAAGCAAGUGGUGGUGCGCGAUGGCUCCGAAAGCAUCACGCAGCACGCACUGCAGCUCCUCCCCUUGCACGCCGAUGAAAGCACCAGCAGGGCCAAAGCAAAGCCCCAUGCGCACUUCCAUCAGCUCUCGGCAAGGCGCAGGCCGGGCAAGCACAGCAAGGACAAGGCAGGCAAGGCAUCCGCCGAAGGACCGAGCAGGCCUCGCGUUCUUUGUGCCACCGUUAACAGCGUGGAGGAAGAGAGGGCAGCCCCCUGGGCUGAGAUGGACCGCCUCCUCGCCGACCGCGCUGGACUUCAAUCAUUCAAGGCGUUUGUUGCAGAUGACGAGGCAGGCCUUCACUGCCUGUAUUUCUAUUUGGCUUGCAAGUAUUUCUCCACGAUUUCCAGCAGUUUGCUUCACGACACUGCCUCCCUGAUUUGUGAUUCGUUCCUCGGGCCCGAUGCACCACACGAUGACGAUCACGGUAGUGGUGGUGAUGAUGAUGAUGAUGAUGAUGAUGAUGAUGAUGAUGAUGAUGAUGAUGGUGAUGAUGAUGAUGAUGAUGAUGCUGAUGAUGAUGAUGAUGAUGAUGAUGAUGAUGAUGAUGAUGAUGAUGAUGAUGAUGAUGAUGAUGAUGAUGAUGAUAAGGGUGGUAGUGCUGCUUGUGCGUGCUACCGUGGCAACCUAGGGCUGUGGUGGUUGUGCGCCAUCACCUUCGCAUCCAAGAACUCUCGUUGCGCGCUGGCAUCUGUACGCAGCGCGACCUCUGUGCACUUCCAGCCAGCGCUGGACGAGGCCGUCUUCCUCCUCGCCCGCCACUUUGCAGACUUCCUCGCAUCCCCGCAAUACGCGGGCCUGAGUGAUGCGACGCGGUUUGGCCACCGCCGACCCAUUACUGUCGACCUGCACGAAGAGGUGAAGGCGUUCCUGACGCUGCCAACAGCACCGUCGUCACCGCGGCGAGCAAAGUCGCGGUCCCGGCGCUCCACCACCUCCGUCCCGGCGUGGCGAUCAAAGUCAAAGGUGGUGAGCCGGUUGCGGUCGAAGAAGCGUGAGGGUGCACCGUCGAAAUCGCUCUUUACGCCCUUCCGCCACGGACAUGCAACCAAGAAGGACCGCGAUCGCGCUGUCCUUUCGCGUGGAGGAGCAGUCCUCCGGCUGUCCUGCCACUCCUGGCGAAUUCACCAGAGUGCGGAGGAGGACCACGCCACGACGGCCGUCAUUCGCUAUUACGACAAACUCGCACGGACGGGCGCUGUGUCGUCGACGCUGCUGCUCGCCCGCCGCGAUUGGUCGCUUCGCCGCGGCGUCGCCUGGAAGCCACCAAACACGAGGCCGACGAAACUGCUGCACACGCUUCGUGACAUCACCGACGUCGCAUCAACCCGGCACCCUGUGCUUGUGCACGGGCUUGAGAGCGGCGUGCUGCUGACGGCGUAUCAGGACGGGUGCAUCGCCAUCGUGUCAUCGCGAUUCGACACGGGCAACGUCUUCAGCGCUAUUCUCGACAGGACAAUUGCCGCCAAGCUGGCCGAGAAGCAGUAUGGAGUGCUUGCCUCUGCGGUGUGCAUCUCGGACGGCGUUGUUGUGUUUACGCUGACGCACAGCAGCGUGAUUGGCGUUGCUGUCCUUCACGACAUAUCCCAUCUGCGCGGGUCCGAUCAGGGCGACCUCGCUCUCUCCGGCUCAGCCCGCACACACGCAGACGCGGCACAGGGGGGAGUGCAACGCGCCGUGCGCUUCGUCUCGUUCCACAAAUCCGCCGUCGACCGUCCCGGCGGCCUCCUCUCUGUCCACAGAACCCUCGUGCUGCAGUGGUGGUCGGCCCCGAGCGAGCGGGACGACAACGUGUGCGUGUAUGUGUUGCCGGACUCACAGCAGCUGGUGCACCUCCGCCAUCUCACCGUGCCCCACCUCAUCCACUCGCUCAUCAUGAGCAAGCUCGACCCAAAGACGGUGUUUCUGCUGCAGAGGAAGGAGACGCCGCAGCGCGGGUUCCGCUAUUUUUUCUCCCGUUUCUCCAUGCGCCAUUCAGAGGACGUGCCAUCGUCUCCGCGGUCACAACCGAGCCGCCCUGUGCUGGAGCAGCACCAAAGCAUCACCCUCAAUCUCACCAGCGCCGUCGUCGUUGCCGCUGUCAGUUUCGACGACACGCGCGCUGUUGUGGUGACGCAGCAAGGGCAUGUGCACCUGAUCAACCUCAACUCAAACACAUCAACACUCUCCGUGCUGCCCAUGGCGUAUGCCACCGAUUCGCCAGCGCACGAUCCCGUGUGCGUUGCGUGGCAUCCGUCGUCGGCGUACUUUGCUGUUGUGUCGCGCCGCGGCGUUGUGGCGCUGUUUGACCGCGCACUCAACCCACUCAACAUCGUCCUCAACACAGAGGAUGCGACGCCGCUGCCCUAUCUCGACCUGUCUCUCCUCGACAUUACCUUCUCUGGUGCCGCUGGUGCGCACUGGCUGCCGGCCCCGCACACGCCGUCCGCAACAACCACAGCGCCCCCACCGUCCACCACCGCCACCACCACAGCAACAGUGCCUGCUGCCACGGCCUCCUCUGCUGCCAUGGGAACACCCCGCCCCAGCCACGGCGCGCCAGUGCUGUACGACAGCUGCGAGCUGGUCCUCCUCCUCAGCGGUGGUCCUCCCGCAGUCCUCCGCUUUGAGAGCGCGGCCGCAUUUGAGGGCACCGGCGAUUCGGUCCUGGCAGGACUGUGCAUCAACCACGUGCGAAGCGGCAACACGCAGCGCGCCAUCCGCUUGGCAAAGGAGAUGGAGUGGACUGCAUCGCAAGAGUCGUGUUUCCACGUCCUCAACACCAUCUUCGACGAGCUGCUCAGGCUGCCGUUCUCUGACGAGCGGUGCGACAAGGCGCUGGCUGCGAUUCCGCGGUUUGCGUGGGAGCAGACGGCCGUGGACGCACUCGGACUGCAGUCCGCAAAGCUCCACAUCGACGCCCUCCUCUGGCGGUUGUUUGAGCACAUGAUGCUGCAUGGGUCGCUGCUGCGCGCGCUGCUGCUGGCUACCCGUACCGCGUCCCCGCCCAUGUGCCGCGCGCUCGUCGCCGCGACCGAGCACGCCCGGACGGCCACGGAGGUGGUGGUGCAUGCAGUGGCGCAGCGCGCACAGCACACGACGGCGGGGCAGCUGGUGCCGGCACCAGAAUCAACUGUGUGAUGCGACGCACACACACGCACACACGCACACACACACACACAUGGCCCAAUUGGUGGUGCGUGCAGUGCUGAUAAGGGAAGCAACGCGCGCGCGGUGUUGUGUUCUGGUCGUGUGUGUGGCGUGCGUGCGUGCGUGCGUGCGUGUUGUGGCUGAUCUGUUGCUCAGCUUGCCUAGCUUCAUGCUCGCAUGCCAGCCCUGUUGUUUUUCUUCCCUCAGCUGUUUCCCUUCUUCUGUUACAUUCUGCUCUUCGCAUUGCUGAUCCCGCGUCUCGUAAACAACCCGGCAACAACA
Salpingoeca rosetta is the source of this 3498-nucleotide messenger RNA. RefSeq lists its product as uncharacterized. The record is from RefSeq and is a predicted model, not a curated record. Gene Ontology annotation, cellular component: axonemal basal plate. The transcript has 25 exons. Gene Ontology annotation, molecular function: protein binding. The coding region runs from base 1 to 3207 and encodes 1068 amino acids. NCBI's taxonomy places the organism in Eukaryota, Choanoflagellata, Craspedida, Salpingoecidae. Gene Ontology annotation, biological process: nervous system development; establishment of protein localization; cilium organization.